CACAGCAGCCAAUCAGCGCCGCUGUCCUUCUACGGGGGGAGGGAGAGUCUUUACACCCGGCUACAAGUACUCCGGGCCUGGGGGACUUGUACUGGAGUUUCAGCCUGUAGUUCGCAACCCCAGGCUUCUGCUGUCAAAUUUAACCGCAUCACAAGUAAUGUGAAUUCCCCACAGCUCUUUGUAACUUGAAGACUCGGGAGGACAAACUCCCACUGUUGCAUGUUGGUCGUCGGAUUGAGUAGUCAACCCUUCAAAGUUUUAUUUCAACUUUCAACUAGAGCUCAAGGUCGGAAGCCUAUUUCACAGCUUGUGCAUGUAAAAUUCUUUCUAGGAGGCCUGACUUUAGCUUUGCGCACGGAGAUCUACAUCCCUGCUCCACGAGUCUCUGCUAGCCCCUGCAAACAUGGCACGAAGAUCGUGCGCGGUGUAUGUCGUCGGGAUCAUCUGUGCCAGCCUGUUGAUCACUGGAAUUGGUUUAACUGUGUCUCGAAUUUUCGGCGGUAUAAUGUACAACCGCCUGACAAAGGAAAUUGUGUUGGUAGAGGGCAGCCGUGUGUUUGAGUCAUGGAAAAAGCCCCCCCCUCCUGUCUACAUGGAGUUUUUCUUCUUCAAUGUGACCAAUGUGAAAGAGAUCAUCGGCGGGGCCAAGGCAGUGGUCAAACAGGUCGGACCAUACACAUACAGGGAAUAUAGAUACAAGGACAAUGUGAGUAUGGUGGAAAAUGGCACGUUGGUGUCUGCAUACAAUGUCAAAAGCUUUGUAUUCCUGAGGGAGAAAUCUGUGGGGGACCCAACUGUGGAUAACAUCACCACAGUCGACAUCCCUGCUUGGGCUGCAAUGAACAAGGUGAACGGGAGUUUCUGGAAGGCCUCUGGGUUGUCCAUUAUAAUGAGGGCUGUCGGGUCCGAGCCCUUCACUACUCGCACUGUGCAUGAAUUGUUGUGGGGAUAUAAAGACCCCUUGCUGGCCCGCCUCGCUUCCACCAAUCCGGAUGUGGAGCCUGUCUUUGGCCUCAUGUACAAGAAAAAUGGAAGCAACGAUGGGGAAUUUAUCUACCACACCGGGGAGCAUAACUACAUGGAUUAUGGCCGAGUCAAAACGUGGAAAGGUCAAAGUCAGCUGACCUUCUGGACGUCUAACCAAAGCAACAGCAUCAAUGGGACAGAUGGAAGUGCUUUCCAUCCCUUGCUGAACAAGAAUGAACACAUCUACGUCUUCACCUCAGACCUCUGCAGGUCCAUCCACAUGGAGUUUGAGAAAGAAGUAUAUGUGAAAGGAAUUCCAGCCUACCGCUUCACACCACCGCGCUCUGUUUUUGCAAGCAAAGAGGAGAACCCAGCCAAUGAGGGUUUCUGCAUCACCCCGAAGGAGUGCCUGGGAACUGGUCUUCUAAAAGUCAGCCCCUGUCGGAAAGGUGCCCCGGUGGUCGCUUCCUUCCCUCAUUUCUACCUGGCGGAAUCUAAAUAUGUGAAUGCCAUUGGAGGAAUGUCCCCUGAGAGAACGCAUCACCAGACGUUCCUAGACCUCAACCCGACAACUGGAGUGAUCGUACGUGCAAACAAGAGAGCGCAGAUAAACAUCUUGAUGAGCAGAAUUACUGGACUCCCGAAAACUAGACAAUUGAAUGAAACAGUCUUUCCUGUCAUGUUCCUCAAUGAGAGUGUGGAGAUUGAUGAUGCCUCUGCAGCCAGAGUACAGAAGCUGCUGCUGAUUGUCAAACUAGGGUCCAACUUCCCGCUCAUCAUUGUGGGACUGGGUGUAAUUAUGCUCAUAGUCUUCAUCAUCCUUCUGGUCCGGGCCCGCAAACAGAAGAAUGAAGUUAAGCGCAUUGUGUUUACCAAGCCUUCCUAUACUACUCCCGCUGAAGAUGACACUUCUUACUCUCCAGUCAGUGACAAGGAAAAAGAUGAUCCCCAAAAUGGAACCUUUAUUGGUUUGACACCUAAAUCUGACCCACAAGCUUGAGGAGAAUGGAGGGAAUGGUUAGAAUAAGGCUUUAUACAUUGAUAACCAUCAUAAUUACAAAUCAGGAUUCCCUGAGAGAAAAAGCCACUGUAGAAAAUCGUCUCUUUUAUAAGUUUUAUAAGAUGUUUUACUCUGGGGUUGGGGUGGGGUUGAGGGAUACAGAUGGGGAACAUGUUUUUAGUCUCAACCAUAUUGUACUAUAUGUACUUAGUUUUACUCAUGGAGAGUUGAAGUAGGUUGGUAAAACACUGUAUCACCCCAUAAUUUUGACAGUCUUUGAAAACACUGCUGCAAACAGCUAUUUCUCGCUGUUUCUGAGGUAUAUUUUUGACAACAGGCUGCACUUGUCAUGGAGAGCUAAAGCUGUGGUGUUCAAAUUAAACACACCCCUUAAGUAAGAGGUGUGGGAUCAUUAGAUUUUAAUGCUGUGGCCUCACUUCAUUCCUCACCAGCUGCUUGUCUUGCUUUGAACUUUCAAAUUUAAUGGCUGAUUACCAUAAGAUACCAUAACAGUACAUAAAAGGUGAUUUGGGACCAGGGUUGUGAAAUCCAUAAACUCUGAGUUUAGAUAUUAUACGACACUCUCGGGAGGGUCUCUGCUUAGAUAUGGUCACAUAUUAUCAACGCGGGAGAGGAGAGCACAACAUACAACAGGUCCUCACCGUUCUUGCCACAACACUCACUUUCUGAAAUAAUUUCAGUGGGUUCAGUAUUGUUGUGUUUCAUUUGCAUUUCAUCCUCAAUGUUACAAAAAUCUGUCAUGGCUCACAUAUGGCAUUUGUUUGUGUGUAUAUAUACAGUAUAAGAUGUGCUGAACUGCUGACAUUCCUCUCAGUUUAUUACGGGCUCGAAUAUCAGACAAUGUUGUAUAUUUUGGAGACUUUAACUUUUGUAAAAUAAGACAUUUUCUAAUUUUUUGUAAAUGUUAAUGUAGAAAUGUUUCAGUGCAGAACAUUUUAAGUUAGAGCUUCAAAAAUGUCUUCGAGUGCCACGAUGAGCAAAACCUUUAUCAGCCAUAAAGCCUUGAAUGUGACAGGAUUCUGUGGUCAAAACAAUGAUUCAUACAAUACUGAAUUUGUGUGUUGACAGUAUUUUUUCCCUGUAUAACUACAUAUGUUAAGUGAUAUUGCCAUAUCAAAAUGUAGUUUAGCUUGUUGUGAUUUUAAAAUGUGCUUUCUUUCUGUCUUUGUUUUGUUGUUUGAUGUUGUUGUUACUACAAUUGUUGGCGCUGAAUAUGACAGCCAACAAACCCUUUUUCUUAAGGUGUAAAACACGUUUAAUAUUAAAAGCUGUAGUUUUGCUUUUUAUAGUUUUCACAUAUUUUUGGAAAUGAACACCGUGCCAUAUCAACAGAUCUAUCACGUGCAUAUUGUUUUCUUCAAACAAACACUGAGCAUGAGCCUGUUUCAGUAGUUUCUAUAUGCAGGGGCCAACUGCACCUUGACAACACUGUUUGAAUGAUAGAUUGUUGUACAGGGCUACAGCUUCCUUAGCCAAAGCUGGUGAAAAUGUUAGAUUUCUGGAGCCAUUUAAUGUAAUAAAAUGCUGCAGAAUUACUUCAGUUGAACUAUGAUGGAUUCAGCUUUUAUUAGUGCUCUGAUUUUUGUCAUAACAUUUUAAUAUGAAUGAAUGAGUUUCUUUCCACCACCUCUUCAUUGCAUGCACUGAAAUAAUCAGCAACAAAUACAGUAUUUCAGGCAAUAGAAGCUGUAACGUGCUGAAUUUAAGUGUCUUUUUGUUUCCUCAACUGAUUUUACUAUUUGUGUUUGAUACACCUCAAUUCAGACAUGCACAAUAAGACAACUGAUUCAAAAUUGUAAAGGUUCACAGAGUAGGCAUAAUGAAAUAAUGAAGCGUUAUAAGGGUGGAUGAAUGGAUAAAUCAAUCACUUCUUUUAUGCAAAAAGCACAGUAUUACACAAUAUUAGUGUAGUGGUUAAAGAGGAUAAAUUAUUUUGUUACACUGAUAAAACCAAAACACUAAGCAGCACCAUACUGACCUUACUCUGGGAUUCUUUGUACCAUACUUUGAUUACAGAUUAUACUCUGAAAUUGUCAGUAUAGCAACAUAUUCUUCUAAUUGUCAGCUUGUUUUAAACUGUUGACUGCUAAUACUGUUUUACUGUGUACUCAAAAAUAAAAGUAGUUUCGAAAAAUGG
This is a messenger RNA of Monopterus albus (swamp eel), 4124 nucleotides long. Its product is annotated as lysosome membrane protein 2-like. The record is from RefSeq and is a predicted model, not a curated record. Gene Ontology annotation, cellular component: membrane; lysosome; cytoplasm. Gene Ontology annotation, biological process: receptor-mediated endocytosis; protein targeting to lysosome. NCBI's taxonomy places the organism in Eukaryota, Metazoa, Chordata, Actinopteri, Synbranchiformes, Synbranchidae. The coding region runs from base 404 to 1966 and encodes 520 amino acids. The transcript has 13 exons. Gene Ontology annotation, molecular function: scavenger receptor activity.